Molecule: messenger RNA, 3062 nt
Organism: Schistosoma curassoni
Lineage: Eukaryota; Metazoa; Platyhelminthes; Trematoda; Strigeidida; Schistosomatidae
Source: the annotation of a GenBank genome assembly
AUCUCAACUAUUGAAGUUACUAUAAUUUGCACAAAAUCCCCUUCUAAUAUUAAACAGAUUAGGUUUAGAGUUAUCAAUACCAAGAUUGGACUUGAUAGUUUCAAAUAAAUUAAGCAUUAGAUAGAGAGUUAAUAGUAAAUAUAUUUCUAUUAUAUCCCAAUUAAUAGAAAAAUUAUAUUUCCGAUGUUUCGUAACUCAGUAUAAACCACUUCUUCAGAGUAAAUAAAUCACCGAAAUUAAAUGAAAUUCGUGAUAAUUCUAUUUUUGUGUAACAAUAAAGCGUUUUGGCAUCCACACACAUCUCAUUUGUGUAUUAAGAUAAAAGUAACUUAAAAUCAUACAUCAACUGAACCAAAUUACUGAUUUACAUUUAAACCAUUUGAGAAUAUUUAUCACUAGUUUCUAGUUAAUUGAAUAAUUUUCUGGUUAGCGUUUUUUAGCGAGUUAGUUUUCUACGGGAUGGGGUCGCUAACACCAUGCCCAACCCUCCUCAUUUGUCCGGGCUUGGGACCGGCGAUAGCCCCCAGAGGGACUCCAGGCGGACAAUCUUUAGUUAAUCAGUCACAAUAUUUAACAUUAAAAGCAUUAGUAAGUCCCUCUUUAUAAACGGUAAUCUAAUCACUCAUGCGAAAAUGUAAACCACACAAUAAUAGACAAGCUUUAUUAAGACAUUUACAACAACGUUAUAAUAAAUUAGGCCAAAUCGAUUUUUAUUCCCUGAAAGAAAUCAAUAGAAUCUAUUACAAAUCUUUUCAUAGAACUAUCUUAUCUUGUAAAUAAUACAUCCCAUUUACUCGUUGAACGGAAUGGCUGAUAUUCAAUCAUAAUAUUCCAAUAUAAGAAAAUACUUUUCUUAAACCAGAUUUAUAAUCUAUCAUCAACAGCCUCAUCCAUGAGAUAAUCAUAUAUUUGACAGUUUGUUUACCUACUGGGAAUUACAAUUCACAUCAAAAUAGAUAUUAUUUAGAAGAUGAUUUAAGACAACGUUACCUAUCUACGUUGUUACUUCAUUUAAAUUAUUUGUGCAAAUUGAUAUUUUGAAAUACUUUUCAAGCUAUACCUCGACCUCGUAAGUCAUCAAAUCAUAUCUCGAUCAUAUAUAUACAUCACUUAACGCAUGAUUUAUGUAUAGUUUGAACAGUCAUGACAAACAUUGAUAGAUGGUGAAUAUCAUUAAAUAUGACAUAUUCUUUGUGGAAAGACUGUUCUUUUAAAAAAUACAAUGCUGUUUAUUAAUAAAGGUUCAAGUUCACCUAUGGGGAUUGUUAUAACUUGUGGCCUGAGUGUCCUGCUAACGUAUACGUAACGAUACCGCCAAUUAGAGAGCAGUGAAUUAUAGAUCGGAUCAAUGACGCCUGAAACCCGUACGAGCAGUGUAGAGUACUUAACGGCAAUGCUUCCUGCCUAGUAUAGCCAGUUAAGUCCAGAACACCAAUCUCAGCCUCUGCAAUAUCAAUCAUUUAUUUCAAACAUUUUGGGUUUAUAUACCAACCAGACAGACCACAUCGUACCAAUAAAAGAGGAAACAACAUUUAUACGAGAUUUGGCCAAAUGUGUCUGUGAAUGUGGGAGGUAGUAAUUAAUAGACGAAAGUUACCAUUCAUUAUGCUUAUCGGGACAUAACAGAGAUGAUACAUCAAUUAUGUCAUAAUCAAUCUCUUUCAGAUUGAUAUUUCAAAAUUUACACCAUUUUACAUAGUUAGUCACCGAUAUUUAAUUGAUUAGUUAGUAUUUCUCAUGUUGGCGUCAACAAUCUACUGAACUGAAACAAUUAACCACUUUCCACUCCCAAGUGAACGAUCAACAAUAUUAAAGCAGAUCAAUUGUUACAAAGAUUGUUAGGUUCAAUUAAACAUUUCAAAUUCCAAUCUCCAACUUUUAUGUGAUAAGUGUUUUGAAAAUAAGUAAUGAAUAAUACACUGUUGACUUAAUACUCCAGCAGGAGUAUGUAUAAUUCUGUUUCUUUUCAUUGAACUUAGUUGAUUGGAACAAAUUGGAAAAAAUAAGUAUGUUUUAACUUGUAAAACUCGAGAAGAUAAGCCUUACAUAUAUCGUUUUGUGAAAUACGUGUUUAUUUGAAUAAAAUCCAAUAAUAACUCUGCACACAUCAGUUGAAAUUCAUUCAAUAGUAUUUGCCUCAAAAUCAUCCUAGUUGAGUUACCACUGGAUAUAAGUGAGACGUUGACAACUAUUGAUAUAUUAGUUGCUAAAUAAUAAUAUUUUACAAACUGUGAUUAUUCUGCUCAUUUCUAUGAUUUAUGAUAUAAGUCUAUGAGCGUGCAUACUUAACAUAUAAAUAAUGUAACUUCAAUAGUUGAGAUCAUGAGUCAAUUAAAGCUAGACCACCAUAGAUAACCUGGAAGCACUGAACGGCCGUUUCGUUCUAUUGUGGGACUCCUUAGCAGUGCGUAUCUACGAUCUCACCUCGCGGGAUUCGAACACAGGACCUAUAAAUAAUGAAUAGUAUCAUUGUGUUGUACAAAUAAUUCUGAUGUUCAAGAAGAUAAUAUGGAUGGUCAUUAUUAAAAAUGUCAAACUGCAAUCUGAGUUAAGUAAUCAACAUUUUCAAUAAAAUAUUCUUUGUCCCAUUUACAGAUGAUGUAGAAAGCGGAAUGGCUUAUUUCAGACAAAAUGAAGAGUUACUACAUGCCACAAUAAAUAACAUUAUUCAGAAUAAACCUAAAAGACUUAAAGCGAUCCAAAAAUACAUGAGGUGUAAAAAUAAACAACAACAUGAAGAAUCCUUCAGUUUAUUUCUCAAAGAAAUGAAUAAACAGUUUCAAAAUGAGAAUCUGAUGUCAUUUCCUGAUUAUUCAACUCUGAAGGACUGCUUCAUAAAACAAGAAAAUAUUUUAGAAAGACAGAAGUCUAAUAACAAAAAUGAAGUUUGCAAACCACCUAAGACAUUCUAUGGACAAGAUAUUCAGGUUCUGAAUCAGUUAAUUUCUAAGAAAUACGAUAUUUUGUGGAGAUGGAACAAAGCAUUAUUUAACUACGAAUUCGCUUCGAAAUAUAUGGAGCACACACUAAUUUUAUUACAAAGGAUAUAUAACGACUUUUAA